AAGAGGUUGCCCUGCGCUGAGACAGUCAGUCAGUGCUGGUUGGGAAUAUGCGAGGCGGUUGUUUCUUGUGAGCAGCACACACACUUUGCGCUCACAGAUCAUCCAGUCACGGUCCACUCACCGCGUCCUUCUCUCGUUUCCCCCACAGCAGCCUCACCUGCGAAGCCACAGCGGAGGACAGCAGAGUUCCUCGGCGGACACGUUGCUGACUGACACCGGGACGGACAGACGGACACCUCAGUGAACCUUCACCAUGGAGGAGAGCCGGGCAAAGUAACUUCCAGCAGCCCACAUCACCCUCAGCCAGGCUGUCAGAGAGGAGAGCCGCUUCACAAUGACCCGUUAAAUUCCUGCCGCCGAUGCUUUCUUUGGAGAGUGGAUUGACCAUCUCCUAACAGCGGAGGAGACAAGCAGAGAGGCCUUUUUUAAUUCUUUCAGUCUUCAGAUGGACCGUGUGCCCUCGGCACUGGCAGCUAAAAUGCGCUGGAUCACGCUGGUGCUUGCCGGCUUGACUUUCUGGGGCAAAGUGACGAUCUGUAACUGUUUCGACUACGAGGAGCCAGACUAUGAUUAUUACGAAGAGGAGAGAGCAGAGACCAUUGACUACAAAGACCCAUGCAAAGCUGCUGCAUUCUGGGGCGACAUCGCUUUAGACGAGGAGGACCUGCGCAUGUUCCAGAUCGACAGGACGAUAGACCUCUCGCAGCACACACACAUGCACACACACUCCCGGCAGGGGCACACGUCUGGUGGCCUGGAGGAACAUGAAAUCUCUAAGAAGAAAGGAUCUUUAUAUCUUCUGCUGGAGAGAAUACGCAGGUUUGGCCUCGACUAUCUUCCCAAGAACUUCAGCAGGGGAGCGGCCAAUCCGAAGAGCCAAACCGGGAAAGGUGGGAAGAUCAGGAAGGUUGUGAAGAGACGUAUUCCUCGAGCAGCCACGUCCCGGGCUGAGAGGAUAUGGCCUGGAGGAGUCAUUCCCUACGUCAUAGGAGGAAACUUCACUGGUAGUCAGAGGGCCAUGUUUAAGCAGGCCAUGCGUCACUGGGAGAAACAGACGUGCGUGACUUUCAUUGAGAAAACGGAUGAGGAAAGCUACAUCGUGUUCACCUACAGGCCAUGCGGGUGUUGUUCCUAUGUGGGUCGUCGUGGCAACGGGCCCCAGGCUAUCUCCAUAGGCAAGAACUGUGACAAGUUUGGCAUCGUGGUGCACGAACUGGGUCACGUCAUUGGCUUCUGGCACGAGCACACGCGGCCUGACCGUGACGAUCACGUGACCAUCAUUCGAGAUAACAUACAACCAGGCCAGGAGUAUAACUUCCUCAAGAUGGAGCCAGGGGAGGUCAACUCUCUCGGGGAGCCAUAUGAUUUUGAUAGCAUCAUGCACUACGCCAGGAACACCUUCUCACGGGGGAUGUUCCUGGACACCAUCCUUCCGUCCAGAGAUGAAAAUGGGGUCCGGCCUGCUAUUGGCCAGCGCACAAGGCUCAGUAAAGGAGACAUUGCACAGGCAAGGAAGCUGUAUAGAUGUCCAGCAUGCGGAGAGACACUCCAAGAGUCAACGGGCAACUUCUCAUCCCCUGGUUACCCCAACGGAUACCCAUCAUACACACACUGCGUCUGGAGAAUAUCUGUUACACCAGGAGAAAAGAUUGUCCUUAACUUUACCACCAUGGAUCUGUAUAAGAGCAGUCUGUGUUGGUACGACUACAUUGAGGUCCGGGACGGAUACUGGAGGAAAGCUCCGCUGCUCGGCAGGUUUUGCGGGGAUAAAGUUCCUGAAGUCUUGAUCUCCACUGACAGCAGGAUGUGGAUUGAGUUUCGCAGCAGCAGCAACUGGGUGGGAAAAGGCUUCGCUGCCAUCUAUGAAGCGAUCUGUGGAGGGGAAAUCACCAAGGACUCAGGACAGAUUCAGUCCCCUAACUAUCCUGAUGACUACAGACCGUCCAAAGAGUGUGUGUGGAGGAUCACUGUGUCCGAGGGAUACAACGUCGGGCUCAGCUUCCAGGCCUUUGAGAUCGAGAGGCACGACAGCUGUGCCUACGACUACCUGGAGGUCCGAGACGGCCCUCUGGAGACGAGCCCUCUGAUUGGUCGAUUCUGUGGCUACGACAAACCUGAGGACGUGCGCUCCACCUCACACACACUGUGGAUGAAGUUUGUCUCAGACGGGACGGUGAACAAGGCCGGCUUUGCUGCUAACUUUUUCAAAGAGGAGGAUGAGUGUGCCAAGCCAGACAAUGGUGGAUGUGAACAGAGGUGUGUAAACACUCUCGGCAGCUUCAAGUGUGCCUGCGACCCGGGCUACGAACUAGCUCCUGACAAGAAGAGCUGUGAAGCGGCAUGCGGUGGUCUCCUCUCUAAGCUGAACGGCACCAUCAGCACUCCUGGUUGGCCUAAAGAAUAUCCGCCCAACAAGAACUGUGUGUGGCAGGUGGUCGCUCCCACUCAGUACCGCAUCUCCAUGCAGUUUGAGGCCUUUGAGUUGGAGGGAAAUGAGGUGUGUAAAUACGACUACGUAGAGGUGCGCAGCGGCCUUUCACCGGACUCGAAGCUGCACGGUAAAUACUGCGGCACCGAGGUUCCCGAAGUCAUCACCUCGCAAUAUAACAACAUGAGGAUUGAAUUCAAAUCUGACAACACCGUCUCCAAGAAAGGUUUCAAGGCUCACUUCUUCUCAGACAGGCUGGCUCUGUGUCGUAUGAUUGUGUUUGAGUCAUGCAAGGACAUAAAGCGCCGCCGCUCUCCCCCCCGCGGCCUUAUCAACAAGCUGGCAACCUCAUCAAAGGUCAGAGACAAAGAUGAGUGCAGCAAGGACAACGGCGGCUGCCAGCACGAGUGCAUCAACACGGUGGGCUCGUACGUUUGUCAGUGUCGCCACGGCUUUGUGCUGCAUGAGAACAAACAUGACUGUAAGGAAGCUGAGUGUGAGCAUAAGAUCCACAGCCCCAGCGGGACCCUGAGCAGCCCAAACUGGCCGGACAAGUACCCCAGCCGUAAGGAGUGCACCUGGGACAUCACCGCCACACCCGGACACCGAGUCAAGAUCGCCUUCAAUGAGUUUGAGAUUGAGCAGCAUCAGGAGUGUGCUUAUGACCAUCUGGAGGCCUUUGACGGGGACACUGACACGGCAGCCAUCUUGGGUCGAUUGUGUGGCAGCAAGAUCCCGGAGCAGCUGGUCUCCACUGGAAACAAGAUGUACCUCCGCUUCAUUUCUGACGCCUCGGUGCAAAGAAAGGGCUUCCAAGCUACACACUCCACAGAGUGUGGAGGUCGUCUGAAGGCAGAAGCUCGUCAGAAGAACCUCUACUCUCACUCCCAGUUUGGAGACAAUAAUUAUCAGGGGCACACUGACUGUGAGUGGCUGCUGUUGGCCGAGCAGGGCUACGGCAUCGAGCUGAGCUUCAUCACGUUUGAGGUAGAGGAGGAAGCUGACUGUGGUUACGACUACAUCGAGCUGUACAACGGGUACGACGCCAACGCACAUCGACUCGGUCGCUUCUGCGGCUCAGGGCCCAGGGAGGGGAUCUACUCGCCCGGAGGUGCUAUGCUGAUCCGUUUCCAUAGCGACGACACAAUCAGCAAGAAGGGCUUCCACAUCCACUACACGAGCACCAAGUUCCAGGAGAGCCUUCACACCAGGAAAUGACCUCACACACACUCAGCCCGCGACCUCUGACCUCUGUGCAGCCCCCCCCUUCACCCUGACCUUCACUAUGGCAACAAAAAAAAGUACAGCCUGUCCCCUCUGCUCGGACCCGACGUACAGAAGUGGAUGUCCGCAGGAGGAAGACGACACUUUGACGUGAACAUUAGUCUCUCUCUGCGGGUCAUCAGACAGGAAACACAUGAGGGCUGGUUUUCAUUUCUGCACAUCAAGAUACAGUGUGGAUACUAAAGAGUACAAACACAAACACACAAGAUUCAUAUUCAGAAUAUAAACUAUGGCUUCUCGAGGAGUAAGGAGCUUCUGCUGAAAAGAAAAUGCAUCCAACACAGGAGUUUUUUCGGACUUCUUGUGCGACUUACUGUGAUCAGACGGCUGCUCAUACCCACAGUAACUGAGAGGAAACUCUAAAAUAGACAUUUUUAUUGCCUUUGAUGCCUGGGAACUGGUCUCUUCACCCCAGCUCAGAUCGGCUGCAGAUGAUUUUAAUUCACGUCUUAUUGUAAAACCCAUUGUGUUUACUGUAUGUGUGUACAGAGAAAACAAACAAAAGGCUGUCAUGUUUGCUUAAAGCUUAUGCAGACGACCAUCAUGGAAUGGGAGAAAAAUAUAUAAAAAAAUGCAAAUGGAGAAUUUCCAAAUGAUCUGUGAUGUUAUUGUAAAGCCUUGCAUUAUGUUGUGUGUGUGUGUCCGAGCGUGUGUCCAUGCCGUUUGAGUUUUUUUGCACCAUCUUGUAACAAACUUUCAUGGAUGUUUCCACCUCACCCCUCCCCAAAAAUAAAAGUGGAUAUCGUAAGGGAAUAUUUUCACAGCUGUCUCUCGGAGUGACACGAUUCUGAUUGAUGGAGAGAUUCCCAUGGUGCUAAAAAUGAAACUACACUGAAUGACAGAUGACUGCGAUUGGAAGUAAAGGGUUUCAGUAGGAGACACAGUCGGCGUGCAAACAGCACAAUGCAUCAACAGCACUAGUCCUGUGGAACUACAACAUUGCCUUAGAACCAAAAUGGAUGCUGUCCGAGAGUUUUCAAGGUUUUUUUGGCAGCAUGUUUCAUUCGUUGGAGAUCUUGAAUGGUUUUAUCGUGAAAAACAAACAUGGGAAAUGUAGUCUGUGUGUGAGAUAAAGUGUCAAUGGUGCAUGAGUGUUUGUGUGUUGAAGCUGCUUUCAGAGAUACAUACACACAUGCUUACACAUCCACAAAUGUUGUGCGCUUUUUCCCCCAACAUAUCUCAGCACACACUUCCCUUUCUGUAUAUUUGGAGCGAGGAGAGCAAAGUGCUGUAAAGUUGAAAGAAUAUCAAGGUGCAAACAGGUUGCAUCGUUUGUUGUGUUAAAUGCAAAAUGUGUAAGUGUGUGUUAUAGGAGAUUAUAAAGAAAUAAUGUGCGUGUAUGUCUGUAAACUGUAUGUUUUUAAGUUGAAUCAUUCAUUGCUGUACGUGCCAAGCUCCACCCUGAUCCACUGUAGUUUUUGUUUUAUCACUCAACCUCUGUGUCUGUAGUUCAGAGACACUGACAUGACGUCCUCUGCAUCAGUCAUUAAAAUACACACAGGUCAAAACUA
Molecule: messenger RNA, 5223 nt
Organism: Gymnodraco acuticeps
Lineage: Eukaryota; Metazoa; Chordata; Actinopteri; Perciformes; Bathydraconidae
Gene: tll1
Product: tolloid-like 1
Exons: 22
Coding region: 446-3646 (1066 amino acids)
Biological process (GO): proteolysis
Molecular function (GO): calcium ion binding; metalloendopeptidase activity; zinc ion binding
Source: RefSeq, a predicted model, not a curated record